This is a messenger RNA of Sitodiplosis mosellana (orange wheat blossom midge), 537 nucleotides long. RefSeq names its product dynein light chain roadblock-type 2-like. The transcript is spliced from 2 exons. The record is from RefSeq and is a predicted model, not a curated record. Bases 67 to 450 code for a protein of 127 amino acids. NCBI's taxonomy places the organism in Eukaryota, Metazoa, Arthropoda, Insecta, Diptera, Cecidomyiidae.
UUCGUUUGAUGUCAUUCAAUAUUUGUUGAUUGGUGAACAAAAAGAAAAACGGUGUAUUUUGUCGAAAUGAAUGAGGAACCGCCCGAAGAGCUCGCUGUUGUUGUACGAAAAAAUGCCGAAAUGAGUGUACGAACACGUUUGCAAAAGUUAUGCGAUACGAUACUAGCCGAUCCCACAGGUCUACCAGUGCAAAGUGAUUUAGAUUUUAAAUUAUCAGCAUUAAUAACUCGUCAGUUAAUUCCAUUGCGGGAAUUGGCCAGAAGUGCAGUUCGAACGAUUGAUCCGUCCGAUGACCUGAUCUGCUUAAGAGUUUCGUCUGAUGCAAAAGAGUAUUUUUUGAUGUGGGAUGAAAAUUUUUUGCUCACAGCAAUUCAGAAAAUCGAGUCGACGGGCAAGGAUGUGACCUCUAGGCCUGGCUAUAGCCCAGCAUCUCCAAGACUAUACGGAUAAUAAUAAGAAAAAUCAUUUGAUUUUUUAUAUCAAUAACAGUUCCCGGUCUCGUAGUCAAUUCAAAACACGAAUGUUCAAAAUUUUUUC